UCUGGUUCAUAGUGGUUUUUUAUCAAAAACUCUUUUGACCAUUGUAACUCCAUUUAUAUCCCCAAAAUUUUGGAAGAAGGUGGAAUAUAUAGAAAAGUUAGAAGAUUUAUUUUUAAAAUUAAAUAUAAAAGCAUCAAAAUAUUUAAAAUACUUUCCUUAUAUUGUUCAAAGAAAUGAAGAAGUUAUGUUAGGUGGUCAACCUAUAUCUCCAUUUGGAGCUGAUUUAGAAAUAUUAUGUCAACGAUUUGGUAAAAAAUAUUUACAUUUUAAACAUAUACCAUCAAUUCUUAUAGAUUUCUUAACAUAUUUAACAAAACCAGAAAUAAUUAACACGAAAGAUUUAUUUAACUUACAAGCAGAUGCUGCAACAUUAUAUGGUAUUAUUGGAGAUAUAGAAUAUGGAGAACCAACAACUGAUUUUAAUAAUAUUCCUUCUCUUGUUUGUUCAUUCAAACUUUUUUUAAAUACACAAAAGCAUGGAUUGUUAGGGAAAGAUGCUUUUUCAAGAUUACAUUAUUUAAAAAGUACUUCAGCUUCAGAUAAAGUUAUUAAAUUGAACUUAUCAAAACUAUAUGAAAAAUUAUCACAAGGAAUUAAGCAAUGUGUUCUAUGUCUUUUACAUUUUUUUAAAACAAUUUCGGAACAUGCUAGUGAAAAUAAUAUGACCAUACUAGCACUUAGUAAAAUAUUUGCCCCUUCAUUUUUCAGAUCCAAAACUCCCAAUGCUAUAUUUACGGAAUGCAUUCCGCUAGCCAACAAAUGCAUGCAAAUGAUAAUCCAAAACCCGGACAUAUUAAUGAAUCCGGAAAAGUACAACGGACAAAGCAGUGAAAGUAUCAGCAGUUAUGAAAGUGGUAGCGAAAAUAAUUUAACAGAAGAUGAAGAUAAAUCUGAUGAAAGCAAAUCUGAUGGGAGCAAAUCUGAUGAAAGCAAAUCUGAUGGGAGCAAAUCUGAUGAGAGCAAAUCUGAUGAAAGCAAAUCUGAUGAAAGCAAAUCUGAUGAGAGCAAAUCUGAUGGGAGCAAAUCUGAUGAGAGCAAAUCUGAUGGGAGCAAAUCUGAUGAAAGCAAAUCUGAUGAAAGCAAAACUGAUGAAAGCAAAACUGAUGAAAGCAAAUCUGAUGAGAGCAAAAUUGAUGAAAAUAAUUCUGAAGAAUGUAAGGACGAAAAUAACAAAAUAAAUAACGAAAGUGAUGAAGAUUCAAAUGAAUCUUACACUAGUAAAGAAAGUAAUAGUAAACCAAGUUCAUUAGAUCAAACUUCUGAAUAUUCUUCUUCUAUUCUUUCAGAUAAAGUAAUAAAAAAGAAAGUAAGCAUAAAAAAAAGUACAUCAAAAAGAUUGUCAUUUGAUCAUUCAAUUAAAUCAGAAAAAUCGGGGGAUUCCAAAAAUUCAUUUUUAAGUGAAAAGACAGAUGAACAGGAUGAUUCCUAUGAAGAUUCAGAAAAAGAAGAAGAUGAAAAAAAAAACAAAAAAGAAAAUUUAAAAAAGGAGCCUUCUAGCGAUAACUAA
Plasmodium reichenowi is the source of this 1507-nucleotide messenger RNA. Its product is annotated as rhoGAP GTPase, putative. Gene Ontology annotation, biological process: small GTPase-mediated signal transduction. Gene Ontology annotation, cellular component: cytoplasm. The transcript has 2 exons. NCBI's taxonomy places the organism in Eukaryota, Apicomplexa, Aconoidasida, Haemosporida, Plasmodiidae. The annotation marks the transcript as partial. The record is from RefSeq and is a predicted model, not a curated record. Gene Ontology annotation, molecular function: GTPase activator activity.